Molecule: messenger RNA, 447 nt
Organism: Lathyrus sativus (Indian pea)
Lineage: Eukaryota; Viridiplantae; Streptophyta; Magnoliopsida; Fabales; Fabaceae
Source: the annotation of a GenBank genome assembly
AUGGCGCUAUGGAUGGAAAAGGGUUCGGAGCCCUUGACCGAAACCGAGAAAGCAGACCUUGAAGCCAUUGCUGCAAUCAAAGAGUCUUCAGCCUUUGAACUCAAGGAAAAGGGUAACCAAUAUGUGAAGAUGGGGAAGAAGCAUUACUCUGAUGCUAUUGAUUGCUACACAAGGGCUAUCAAUCAGAAAGCCUUGGGUGAUUCUGAGACCUCUAUUCUUUUUUCAAAUAAAGCCCUUGUGAAUUUGCUUCUUGGGAGAAGCAUGGACAUGAGACCAUUCGAAAGCGCGAUCGUACCCCUCCUUAAGGAUCCAGGCUCUCCCCUAUAUCCAAAAAGACCAGGCCUUCCGGAAAGCCUCGAGAAUAGCACCAAAGCCAACAUGAACACUCUCAUCGAUACAGCAGGAACCGAGGAUGCAGUUAUUUGUUCAGCAGGUCGCCCAAAAUGA